AUAUUUGACUUAAAGAAAAGUGUGAACACAUGUGUCUAAUGUUUUGCUAUUGAAUUGCAUUGAAUUUAGCGCUGAUUUAAGUGUCCAUUGAUUGACCAAACAAUGUCCGAAUCGUCGAUACAAUCGCCACAAGAGUUGAUCCACAAGAGACCACAUCAUAAAAAACAUAAAGUGGUUGACGAGAGCCAUGAAAAAGCUUUGGAAACCAUUCUCUUUGGCAAAGAAUCGGAUGUAUUGGAGACGAUCAGCAAAAAGCAUAAAAUCAAAUCAGAAAAAGCGGACCAAAAGUUUGAUUUCUUUGUGGACAAAGGUUUGCCAAUAUUGACGGCAUCUUUCAGUGAAAGCUUUGUUAAUGAAGAGGUCGAAGACGAAUCUGAUGACUCCAGUGAUGGCGAUAAUGAUUAUAUUAAAGAAGCAUUUAGUUUGGCGACUAAACAUGAAACUGAAGAAGAAGAAGAAGUUAUUGAAACAGAAGAGAUGACUAAGAGGAAGAGUGUUUGGGUUGAUUCGGAUGAUGAUAUUGUCGUCAAUGAAGCCAUGAGUAAUGCCAAGAAGUUACCCAAACGAGUGGACACGAAAGACAAAUACAAGGAUUAUUUGGAUAAUAAAUUCACUGAUUUAUAUAAAACGCCGAAAUGGGCUGAAAUGGGUGAUAGAAAAGACCGAAACAUAUUGUCAAGUGAUAGUGACAGUGACUCCGACAUCGAUGACGAUGGUCUGAUGCGAACCGCACAGAGAUUUAAAUUGAAAUCAAAGACGUUAGCGAAAGGGAUUAUAUCUAUUAAGAAGUGUACGCCACUUACCAAUGAUAAUAAAGUCAAAACGUGUCUAAAUGGUGUCCAAUUUCAUCCAACAUCUACAGUGGCUUUGGUCUCAGCGCCCAAUGGUUUGGUUCGACUCUUUCAAGUUGACGGCAAAAUUAAUGCCAGAAUUCAAAGCAUUAUGUUUAGAGAUUUUCGAUUAAAUUCAGCACAAUUUACCAAAGAUGGCGAUGAAUUGAUAGUUGGAUCUAAUGAAGUGAUGGGUCAAUUUUUUUACUACAAUAUGAUCGCUGGUAAGAUUGUGAAGAUUCCGUUUUUUAAAGGAAAAGACAAGUAUAUGUUGGAAAAGUUUGUUAUCUCUAACGAUAAUCAACUGAUAGCAGUCAAAGGAAAGGAAGGUUUUAUACGAUUUCUUACCGUUAAAACAAAAGAACAUAUAUUUGAUCUGAAAAUGAACGGAGAGGUCAUGUCAUUAGAUUUUAGCGAUGAUUCAAAUUUGUUGUUCACUCACGGAAAUGAAGGAAAGGUCUAUAUUUGGGACAUAAGGAAAAGGCAAUGCAUUAAUAGAUUUGUUGACGAGGGAUGUGUUUCUGGGACUACUAUCACUGUAUCGCCGGACUCUAAGUACUGUUGCACCGGUUCAGACAUGGGAGUGGUUAACAUCUACCGAUAUGAUGAUGUAUUAACACAAACAUAUCCCAAACCAUUGAAAAGUAUAAUGAAUUUGACAACAGAAGUGUCGCAAUUGAAGUUUAAUCACAGCUCAGAACUGUUACUUAUGUCGUCCAAAGAAAAAGACAAUUGUGUUAAAUGUGUUCAUAUGAAUAGUUUAACGGUUUACUCAAAUUUUCCUAUCGCUGGCAAAAAUUAUGGUCGAAUUUAUAGCUCUGAUAUAUCAUUAAAUAGCGGUUAUAUGACAUUUGCUACAAAUUGCGGAACCGCUCAUCUCUAUAGACUAAAUAAUUUUACUGACUAUUGAAUUAUUUUAUAUAAAUAAAUAUUUAUAUUUUAAA
Oppia nitens is the source of this 1774-nucleotide messenger RNA. RefSeq names its product U3 small nucleolar RNA-associated protein 18 homolog (gene wcd). The record is from RefSeq and is a predicted model, not a curated record. Gene Ontology annotation, cellular component: small-subunit processome; Pwp2p-containing subcomplex of 90S preribosome. Gene Ontology annotation, molecular function: protein binding. Gene Ontology annotation, biological process: rRNA processing. NCBI's taxonomy places the organism in Eukaryota, Metazoa, Arthropoda, Arachnida, Sarcoptiformes, Oppiidae. The transcript has 2 exons. Bases 103 to 1740 code for a protein of 545 amino acids.